AUGCGCCAGGGCGGCCAGGCCUCCCACAGGCCCACAGUCUCCGUGUCGGCUGCUCGCUGGCUGGCUGGCUCACUCACUGAAUGGGUGCUGUCAGCCCAGGGCCACCGUUGCGCGCUCGCCGCGAUGUUGUUGCUCAGACUCUUUCGUUCGCCACCUCCUCAUCCCUCUUCACCAUCUCUCCACUCCUUUGAUCCCCCCCAUUCUUCACCAUGUCGGAGUCUCAGGACAUCAAGCCCCGUGCUGAGGACGACCUCAUCGCCCCCACCCCCCCAAAACACCCCCCUCAACACCCAGGUUCUCGCCAACCGUCCCGCCGGUCUCGGAAAGCCCCAGGUCGAGGACGUUGCUGAGGACGAGGACGAGGAUGACGCCGAGGAUGUCUCCGGCGUCAACCCCGCCAGCCUGCUCGCCAGCAACCCCGCGCUCCUCGCUCUUGCCCAGGGCAAGCUCGGCUCGCUCGUCGGCCGUCCCUCUGGCUACAUCGAGUCGCUUCCCCCUGCCGUCCGCAGGCGUAUUGACGGCCUGAAGGGCCUCCAGGUCGAGCACUCGAAGAUCGAGUCCGAGUUCCAGCUCGCCAUCCUCGAGGUCGAGAAGAAGUUCCUCGCCAAGUACCAGCCUCUGUACGACCGACGUGAGGCGAUCAUCACCGGCAAGGAGGAGCCCACCGAGAAGGAGGUCGAGGAGGGCAAGAACGCCGACUCUGACGACGAGGACGAGGAGGAGACUGAGGGUGCUCAGAUCACCGAGGUUGACGACGACGGCAAGGAGAAGAAGGACGAGGGUGCCGAUGCCAAGGGUAUCCCCGAGUUCUGGCUCACCGCCAUGAAGAACUCGAUGCCCCUUGCCGAGACCAUCACCGACAGCGACGAGGAGGCCCUCAAGUCGCUCGAGGACAUCCGGUUGUCGUACCUCGACGGCCAGGCCGGCUUCUGCCUUCACUUCACGUUUGCUCCCAACGACUUCUUCGAGGACAAGGAGCUUACCAAGACGUACUACUACCAGGUCGGCUACGGUGGCGACUUUGUGUACGACAAGGCCGUCGGCUCGGACAUCAAGUGGAAGGAGGACAAGGACCUGACGAAGAAGAUUGAGAUUAAGAAGCAGCGCAACAAGACGUCUGGACGCACGCGUGUCGUGCGCAAGAGCGUGCCGACCGAGAGCUUCUUCAACUUCUUCAAGCCUCCCCAGCCCCCGACGCGCGAGGAGCUCGAGGAGGGCGACGUCGACGAGGAGGAGCUCGAGGAGCUCGACGGCCGCCUCGAGAUCGACUACCAGCUCGGCGAGGACUUCAAGGAGAAGAUCAUCCCCCGCGCCGUCGACUACUUCACCGGCAAGGCCCUCCGCUACGAGGACGACUUUGAGGACGAGUUUGAGGACGACGACGAGGACUACGAGGACGACGACGACGACGAGGACGGAGCCCAGCAGGGCGCCGACGGCCAGGACUGCAAGCAGCAGUAA
Trichosporon asahii var. asahii CBS 2479 is the source of this 1461-nucleotide messenger RNA. RefSeq names its product nucleosome assembly protein I. Gene Ontology annotation, biological process: nucleosome assembly. NCBI's taxonomy places the organism in Eukaryota, Fungi, Basidiomycota, Tremellomycetes, Trichosporonales, Trichosporonaceae. The transcript has 4 exons. Gene Ontology annotation, cellular component: chromatin; nucleus. The coding region runs from base 1 to 1461 and encodes 486 amino acids. The record is from RefSeq and is a predicted model, not a curated record. Gene Ontology annotation, molecular function: chromatin binding; histone binding.